Molecule: messenger RNA, 2667 nt
Organism: Vespa mandarinia (Asian giant hornet)
Lineage: Eukaryota; Metazoa; Arthropoda; Insecta; Hymenoptera; Vespidae
Source: RefSeq, a predicted model, not a curated record
AUGGACAAGCUAACUAAUUUUACUCGUGGUAUCAAUACUACAUCUCCAAUAUCAGCGCAGAAUUGUGUUUCAAAUUCAACAAGCUCAGCAUUUCUUGACAGAGUGUUAAUUACUGCUCCAUCGUGGAUUUCUGUAAAUCAAGAUUUGAGAUGGAUUUUUCUUCUGCAUACUUACGGAUUUGCAAGCCUUUUCUUUGUACUUGGAUUUUACACGUUUUUCUCUAUUUUAAAUUUAAGAUCCCUUAUAUCAAGCCGCCCUUUUAUGUCAACGAUUAAUAUAUUUUUAUGUUUAUUGGGUGCAUCAAGGGCUGCAUGUUUAUGUAUAGAUCCUUAUAAUCUUAAAGAAAUAAUGCCAAAGAUUAUAGGGUCCACUAUGUGGGAUAUUGGAUUUCCUUGUAUUACUUCUGCAUUUUGCCUUAUACAAUUGACCUUCUUGCAAUUAACACAACUUAAGUUUGGGCCAGAAAAGAUACAAAAGGAAUCAUUUCUUAGUCUUAUUAUAACAGGACAUUUUUUUUUUGUAAUUGUAAGUGAUGUUGCUUUAACAUCACAUAAUUGUUAUAUGGCAAAAUAUUUGGUGCAAACUGUAUUUCUGAUAUGGAGUAUUCUUUUAUAUUUAACAUUUCUGCAUGCAGGCUAUAAAGUCAUGCAUUUAUUGAAAACAAUGCCAAGUAGUAUGUUAACAAGAGACAAUUCUAAUGCUCAUCACAAAGGCAUUAUGCAACUUGCUAUGCUAGCACCAUAUAGCAAUCUUGCAACAUCAGUAGCAGCUGCUGCGUUGGUGCCUACUUUAUUUAGUCCUAAAAUCAAAGAUUCAGAAGAGAAUGAAAGUGCCAAUGUUGAAGGAAAUUCAGAAUAUAAAGGUAAUUCUUUAAAAAUAUCUAAAAAACAAGAACAAGAUCAAAUGGAAGUGUCUCGCAUUGUUUCAUCAUCUUUACGUGAAGAGACUUCUGUUCAACCAGUAUCUACUGUACCUGAAGUUUAUGUUAGACCACCGACACCUACGCCAUCAACUGCAAAUUUACCAAUAAUAACAGUUUCUAGUCCAAGUCGAAGAAGCUCUUUAGCAAGUAGACGUGGGAGUGAUGUAUCUCGUUCAUCACGUAGAAAUUCAGAAUGUAGUGUUAAAUUUGUAAAUGAAGAAGAUGUUUUACCAAUUACUGACUUCAAAUAUGGUGUUGAAUUCAGCCCUAAAUAUUCUCCUAGUAUUAAUAGAAAUCAAUCACCAGAACGAAUAGCACGACGACAUUCUGAGAAUAUUACACCGACUGGCAGCACGAAAGAAUUAAGAAGGUGUUCAGAUUUUUCUCAUGAAAAAAAUCGUAGUUCUCAGUUUGCCACUAAAUUGAGAAGGAAUAGCGAUUUUGGUAACAGAACACCAAGAAGAAUGUUACCCCCAGUUGAACAGAGAUUGCCAAAAGUCUUAGAUCUCAGUCCUACAGGUUCACGACGUAAUUCUGAUAUUGGCACUUUUAUAUCUGCUAAACACGAGUCAAGAAGAAAUUCUGACUUCUCCUAUAGACGAAAUUCCGAAAUGGCACAAAUUAAGCCAUUAGUUAUAAAUCGUCGUAGUAGCGAUAUAAGUAUUAGAACAUUGGAUAAAAGUCCUACUCAUUAUCAAAGUAUAGUUCCUCAAAAAAUAGAAAUACAGGAGAAGUCUGAAUCGGAUUCAGAUCAACCGGAUUGUAAUGAAAAAGCUGCAUUAAUGAAUGAAAAGAUAAAGAAUAAAAGUGAAGAUACAAAAGUACGAAAGAAAAGCUUGUCUUGGAAAACGGAUAAAAAUAAAGAUGAAUCAGAAGAAAUUACAGCUGAAACAAAUUUGCUUCCUGAAAAUUCUGGAGCAGAGAGCAAAAUUACGGGCACUGAUUUUACAUUGCAUUCAAUACUAAAUCACAUAGCAUACGUGAAUAGAGCUAAAUCUGAUACACCGUUGCAUAUACCAGAAGCCACUACUGCAGCUGUCAGAAGAUCUCAAAUUCGAAGAGUGUUACAUGUUACAUAUACUACAGCAAUUUUAGGAAUCAUAUUGUGUAUCAUAGAUCUUGUUCGUGUUUUUGGACCUUAUGGACUCUUAGCAGAAGCAGUAACAUAUGAUACACGGCCAUUGCUAAAUCAAUUUCCCAAGCCAUGGCCUUGGUUAUUAUAUCAAACAUUGUGCAGAGCCAUAGAGCUCAUAAUGGGUUGUGCAAUGGCAAGUAUAACAAAACAACCAUCGGUAAGCCCACGUCAUCAAUAUUUAAGUAGUUAUCCCAAUUAUAGCACACGUAUGAAACGAGGUAACAAUCUUUACAUAUAAAGCAAUACUCAUGUCAGUCAUAUAACAGACUGAAGAACCAAGAUGCCAAAUUGAAUAUUUCCAUGAUCUUAUAUACCAUCUAUCUUCAUUAAAACAUUUACAGAUUAUUCUUGUAUGACCAUCUUCUACUAACGUAUAAUCCAUAUUAUUAAAUCUUGUUAAGUAACAAGAUCUUAUUAUAAAUAACUUUAUAUUUAAAAAAAUUGUGUGUUUCUAGACGGAACAGUCAGUAAUAUAUUUUUAUUGAAUUGUUUACCCUGUUUCAUACUUAAGAAAUCUAAGUUAUUUCUAUUUUACAAAGAAUCUGCAAAAUAUAUUUUAUUUUGAUACUAUAUUUUUAAUGCUAACUGGGUGUGAAACUCAAAAAAAAAA